Molecule: messenger RNA, 1376 nt
Organism: Ilex paraguariensis (yerba mate)
Lineage: Eukaryota; Viridiplantae; Streptophyta; Magnoliopsida; Aquifoliales; Aquifoliaceae
Source: the annotation of a GenBank genome assembly
GCAAAACUUUAGAAGCAGAGAAGAUCUUGUUUACGGGUCUGUCAUAAACUCUUGGGAUUCAUUGCAAAUUGAUUCGACAUUAUUGUGUGUCUUUCUCACGAUAAAGAAGGCCGUUUGUUACCAUUCUCACUGAAUCAUAGUCGUUUCGUUUGGGAGCUGAGUUAAAUCAUCCCUUACAAGAUGCAGAAGUGGUUUUCUCUGAGCAGCGCUGACAAUGAUUUACCACCACAACAACAGCAGCAAACGUCUUCGUCUCUGCUUGCCGAUUGGAACUCCUAUUCGGCUUCGAAAGCUUCAGAUGAGAGCACUAGCGGCACCCUAGUCGCCGGAUUCGAUCUCGAAGCCGCCGUCAGGUCUGCCAACGACACCGUCACCGGAACUUUCAACGUGGUUUCAAAAGGUGUGAGAGACAUGCCUGGAAACUUGCAGUCUGCCACCAGUAGUAUCCCUUCUGGGAAAUCUCUCAUGUAUUUUGGCUUAUUCCUGGCAUCUGGAGUGUUCUUUGUGUUCAUCGCAUUUGCCUUGUUCCUUCCAGUCAUAGUACUGGUGCCUCAGAAAUUUGCAAUCUGCUUUACUCUUGGAUGUGCCUUUAUCAUUGGAUCAUUCUUUGCACUCAGAGGUCCAAAGAACCAGUUUACCCACAUGUCAUCAAAAGAGGUAUCAAAUUGGUAUUGUAGUUAUGCAUUUCUUGUUCUUUUUGGUGUUUUCUCUCAUCCUUUCUUCCCAUCCUUUAUAUCAGAGACUUCCCUUUACAUUGGGAUUCAUUGGCAGCAUGAUGGGUACCAUUUAUGUUUCGAUGUUUCUUCAUAGUUACAUUCUCUCUGUCUUCUUCUCUGUGCUACAGGUAUCAAACUUCUUGCUUACUUAUUGUAUCCCUUAGGAGUGUAUGUGCUUUUAGAAUUUUUUUUCCUACUUUUUUUGUGGCUCUUCAGUGAUAUACUAUUUAUUUUCUGUGAAUGUUCCUAUGAUGCCGUAGUGUAAAAAGUUUAAUUAACUUCUUUAAGCAGAUAUGAGACAGUACUUUAUGUUUUGCAAUUUAAGUGGGGAGGCUGAUGUUUUCCCAUCCGUGUAGGUUCUUGCGCUGGCGUACUAUGCUAUAUCCUACUUUCCCGGUGGAUCUGCGGGGCUGAAAUUCAUUUCGUCUUCCCUAACCUCUUCAGUGCUAAAAUGCUUUGGAAUGUGACAUUAACACCAUUGUGUUCGUAAUUGCAGUACUUGCGCGAGAUAGAUUUCUGUGUAACAGUUGAAAUUACCUUAGUUUUACUGAAUAUCUUGAUUGGUUCAACACAACUAUUUGGAAAAGCCAUGUACAAUUCAUUUCUUUCAAGUUUUCAGCAGUUAAUGGAGCAUGAGUUGAAUCCAAGGCCGGCUCAACA